AAAAAGAAACCCUCCGUUACUCUGUCGUAUCAAGGCUAGGGUUUAUCGAUAGUGCGAUGUCGGCGCCGUGGUGGGAUUCCGACGACGACCGCUCUGGGGUUGAGUACCGCGCCUACGUUGGCAACCUCCCCUGGGGCACCGAUGAGAGCUCGCUCAAGGACUUCUUCUCCGACUACCGCCCGCUCAACGCCGACAUCGUCACCGACCGGGAGACGGGCAUAUCCCGCGGCUUCGGCUUCGUCUGGUUCGACGACAAUGAGUCGCUGAGCAACGCCAUCCAGGGCAUGGACGGCCAGGAGCUCGGCGGCCGCACCAUCACCGUCGACAGGGCCAAUCAACGCCCCCGCCGCUGGAGGAGAUGAAGAACAGCGAGGAGAUCUAUCUGCCCGCCCGGGCAUUCACGUUAUAGUGUCGGUGUCAAGUUAUUAAGUCUCCCGUGAUUGCUUAGUUUAUGGUCGUGAAACUGAACCUAUCGA
This is a messenger RNA of Triticum urartu, 476 nucleotides long. RefSeq names its product glycine-rich RNA-binding protein GRP2A-like. Gene Ontology annotation, molecular function: RNA binding. Lineage: Eukaryota; Viridiplantae; Streptophyta; Magnoliopsida; Poales; Poaceae. The record is from RefSeq and is a predicted model, not a curated record.